GUUAAAAGAUUACUAGUCAUAACGGAAUAAGCACGACUUUUCCUUGCCUUGGUAUUGGAAAAUGAAUCCGUUACGAUGUCAAUAUGUGGCAUGACUGCUGGCUAGAAUCAUUUGAAGUGAUGUGGAAGAGUUGGUGGAAUGUGAACGGAUAAUGGCAACGCCUUCGUUUAAUUGCUCCAAAAUUUACAGCAAUACCGGAUAGGGUCGUCAAAUAUCGGAUAAUCCGAACAUGUCGACAAUCAGGAAGGCUUAUAUGGAAAUAUCAAAUGGAAUCAGAGGAUUGAGAUUGCACAGGGAACAAGCUCAACAGACGACACAGGCCGCUACACAGAAGGACGUACAAAAGCAGUCGACAAACGGCUCUGCUGUACAGACGACAACUUCCCAAAGCAAAAUGGUAAGAUCUCCAAAACCACUGAUUGCUCGGAAAAUUCGGAGCCUUUUUGGAAGAUCUCAACCGACCAAUGUACGGGAUCUCUUUCUGGAUGAGCGUUUUCUGUGUAAGUUCUUCAUGUUUUUCUCAGCCGAGGAAAGAGGAAAGCUGGCUCAGGUGUGUAAGACGUGGAAACAAAUUCUAUAUCAACCAAAAUUUUGGAUUAAUGUGAUUCCAAUUAUAGCAUGUAAGGAUCUUAGUAAAAGAGAAGAAACGAGAAGAGGUUUUUACGAUAGUUUGCAACAACGAAGUUUUGAUGCUGUGUGCUUAUUCGGUGCCACGGAUGGGGAUAUAGCAGAUUUUGUGAAUCAUUUUUCAAACUGCAAGAAACAGAUCCGUUCUAUCAGCCUCAGGUGCUCAAAUAUCAGUGAUUCCGGGUUAGAAGUGUUGUUCAAGCGUUUGUCUAGCAUAUACCGUUUAGAAAUAUCCGGAUGCAAUGAAUUAACAGAGACAGGGCUGUGGUCCUGUUUGAAUCCCAAAAUUGUGUCUCUUAGUGUAAGUGAUUGUAUAAAUGUAGCAGAUGACACAGUUGGGGCGGUGUCGCAACUUUUGCCAUCUUUGUACGAAUUUAAUUUGCAAGCGUACCACGUUACUGAUGCAGCGCUAGCCUUUUUCAGUGCCAAGCAAAGCUACACCUUAAGUAUUCUUAGACUUCAAUCAUGCUGGGAAAUCACUAACCAUGGCAUUGUCAACAUUGUACAUUCCUUGCCAAACCUGACAGUGUUAAGCCUGUCGGGAUGCAGUAAGAUCACGGACGACGGUGUGGAGCUGAUCGCAGAGAACCUACGGAAAUUGCGCGUCCUUGACCUAUCCUGGUGCCCGCGGGUCACAGACGCCGCCCUUGAGUACAUCGCAUGUGAUCUAAACCAGCUGGAGGAACUCGUGCUUGACAGGUGCUCUCAUGUGACGGAUAUCGGGGUCGGGUACCUGUCGACGAUGACGUCACUUCUCAAGUUGUUCCUCCGCUGGUGCACACAGAUCCGAGAUUUUGGUCUUCAACACAUGUACUCCAUGAGGAAUCUCCGUGUCCUCUCACUGGCAGGGUGUUCGCUGGUUUCCGGGCAGGGUCUUUGCGGGCUUACUCAGCUACGUCAACUUGAGGAGCUGGAGCUGACCAACUGUCCAAGUGCCACCAAGGAGGUCUGCCUCUACCUGAAAGAGAACAUGACCAGGUGCCUCAUUCUAGACUGAUAAACCAGCUCCACAGACAACCGAAAUCCUCGACUUACCGCUCCAAUGAUGUGAUAUCUGCACUUUCAAAUAUUUGCAGAUUGUGCAUUUUGCAUUACGCACUCGAACGGCGGUUAACCUUUACAAACCAGAUGUAUGGACUGACAACUGGGCCGAUAAGCACAUUUACUGGCCUCGGCUAAAUAGCUUUCAUGAAACUACUUAUAAACAACUUACAUCCAAAGUGUAGACCUGGACAUAUGUUUUAAACAGUCGAACGCGUCGUCCGGCAACCAUAUCUGUAGUUCCCUUCCCUGUCAACCCACUACAGACAAGGACUACCAACAGAUGUUCUCGGCUCUAAAACCAAACUUUUCUAACAAAACCAGACUUGAAUCAGAAAUUCAAUAUUUUUAUGUAAACUUUAAUGUUUACUUGUACAAGUCUUGAAAGUUUGGUUUCAACAUGGUAUACAGGGUGUACAGCUUCGGUUAUGUUGUUGAUUUAUGUUAGCAUUGAAUUACCAGACUGCACUGAAACAUAUCUAAGGUAUUUGGUUGAGCCACUUAUAUAACUGACAGUCCAAAACCGACAGGCUGGGUAUACCAACCCAACCCGAUAUAUAAACCCAUUUGGCUGUUAUAAGAUGACCUCGUCCUCAGUGCAAAAUGCAAUAUUAAUGUGCUUUAUCUAUCUGAUUGACAAGCGGUUUAUUGCAAACAGUAGUAUAUAAUGUACGAGGGGUGUAAGAAAAAAAAUGCGGAAAGUGUUCUCAUUUUCUUAACUAUAAACGAAACAUACUGUAACUUGAACAAUGUGAAAACCAGUGUAAAGCGUAAUUGUGCAACACAACAAAAAGUCAUAUGUCCGUUAAUAAGUUGAAGACUAUGACAACAUAACGUAACACGGUCCAAUUUGCCUUUUGCCUAUGUCUGAUUGCGUCAUACAUGACAAGCAGAUGCCAUUUUUAGUUUAUCAAGGUAAAACGCCACCAAUACUAUAGGAUGUCACAGCUGGAUGUGAUGUAAAUGACGUCUAGUCUAUUUCUGAUGACAUAUAACCGUUUGAAAGCCAUUCGGUUUCGUGCCUCGUAUUAAAUUAGAUUUGGACAGAGGUCAGCCGUAACGUGCAGAAUACUUAAUGAAAAGUCAAGAAAAAACAAUGGACAAGUACGAGCUCUCUUCCGCGUAUUUAACACCCCUUGUAGAUUAUUCUAGGCCAAAACAAAAAAUACCUGUGUUUCCGGUAACAUGGCGAAAAAAAAAAGGUCGGUAGGCAAAUUUCUGUUGCAUCAGAUCAAUUAUGUUAUAUCUACGAGUUUCCUAAUUUACAAAAAGUCUGAUAAAACAGCAUUGUUUAAUGUCUGAAAUCAUUUUCUUACCGUCGACUACCGUAUUUUCCCGCCAAUUUUGUCCAUGAAAUCUGGUGCUUUUGUGUAUACAAUACUCGUUUAUAAGUCGUGGUCGGUUUUUAGUAAAAAUCCAGCACUUCAAUUUCAACAAAUCUUUGAUAAUGUUUGAAUGUUUGAGCCAAACAGUCAAUUAUCAACUAAUUUUUUAAUUUGCUUGAGGAAAAUCGCCGCUUUUCUUGUCAACUGUGAGCUCCUUAAACUAGGCCUUCAAGUGGAGGUAGGUUAAUAAAACAACAAGUAAACGUGGUUAUGGAUUUAUCUUAUUUUCGUACAUUACUACAAUCAAAGUUAUAUUCAUAUUUAUAGUGAAUUUAAACAUUUCGGUCAUUGUUUUAAGAUUCCCAGACGACGAUUAUUGAUUAUUAUUUUUUCGAUCGUAUGGCAUUUUCGUACCAGCCUAGGCGAAAUCCUGCAAUCAAAUGGGAUCAUACAGUAUUCGACUGACCGAAUUAGAUACAAACCAUAGCCACGCACUUUUGAUCUUAUCACCGCUCGUGCACUGACGUCACAAAUUGUACCGUUUGAUCUGCAGCCGACACAUUCCAAUAAAUGUGUUAACUUUCACAGGUUUUUGUUUGGAUUUCAGUUGAUGGGACUUAAAUAAGGCGAAAUAAAUAACCAUUGAUAAUUGCGGAUAAAUUAAUAUAACGAUAAAUUAAAUGUGUAUUGGAACCUGGCAGUAAGCCUGCAUGAAUUCGCAGAGCCCAAUCGAAAGAAGCUUGCAUGAUAUACGCAAAGCCUUAUCGUAAAAAGUAAGUUUUAAUCUGGACAUGGAUAUGGAUAAAUAACACCGCGAACAAAUAUUUUCAUUAAAAAGACAGCAAAACAUGUCUCCGGUGAUCAACCACGUGUUUUGACCGUAAACAUGCGUUUGCCAAUUUUAAGAUAUCGGACAGGGUUCGCCGCCAUCCGCCAUUUUGUUUUUCCGUCUCGGUAUUACAUAAUCAGAAAUGAAAGUACAUUCUCUGGGGACAUUGAAAGACAAACAACGAAAAUAAUAACGAUAUAUUUGAAGAAAUAUAUUUUUUUACCAAAGAAUUUUUUUUUUUUUACUUUUAUGUCUAAAAAAAGAUUAGGGUCGGCGAGGAAAAAAUAGGGUCGGUCGGGUUACCGGAAACACAGGUAUUUUUUUUUGGCCCUACCAUUAUUUUGACGAAGUAGAGUUAGAAGCACGUAUACAGAGUAACAGUAUUCUGAUCAGCAUCGUAUCAUGUUCCAAACCUUCGAAGGUUACAUAUAUAAUGUAUAAAAUCCUUAACCAUGUGAUAAUUGUCAUUUUUUGUAACUUGUAUAAUGUAUUGAAAAUUGGAGAAAAAUCAUUUUAUACAGUGUAAAGAUCUUUUGUAUACAGAUACAGUAGCAUGUGUACAAUUAUUAAAAUGUCAUUGAUUAUUAUACGUGGCGCUAUUCAUAUUGCACAUUCCAAAUGAUUAUGUUGUUAUGUACUAGAAUCUUUUUUGCAUUUUUUUGGUAUUAAAUUGACAACGUGAAUUUACUUGAAUAUUAAGUGUUUGCGUUUUUAUUUUCAUUGUUUAAGUAUUGGGUUAAAAUAAAUGUUAUACAGUGGAAAUUAAAAAGAAAAACAAAAUUAAAAUUGUUUCCUAAAUGAAUGUUUAUGUAACGCUUGAAAGGCAAGUCGUUAUAAAAGUCUUAUUAAAGUGACACUUUUAUUCAAAACCAAUACAUACACACGUAUAACAAAAAUACAUUUUGAGUGAUUAACUAUUAACUAAAUAAUGCAUUUAUGGAAUAUAUAUUUACUGAUAACAAUAUUGUAAGCGUGUUUUUAAUAGCUGAAAGCGCAACAAUAUUAAAUGAUUGGUGAAUGCUAAAAGAUUAACUGUGAUCUACUAUCGUCUCAUAAAGGUAAAAUACCGUGUUUUCUGCAUAUUUUUUUCAAAUAAGAUAUCCUUCUUAAGAACCAUUGUUUUUGACGUUUAUUCAUCCGUUUUUGGCAUAUUAAAACAAAAGUACUACUUGUGGUAAAUCUUAUUUGGGAGUAAGAGUGCAUCUUAAAAAUAUUUUACAAGGAUGUUGUUGUGAACACAAACGUCAUUAACGAAUAUACUCGUAUGUUUCGCGUUUUAUUCAAAAGUCGUACUAUUUCAGUUUAUACGUAAAUAGAGGAUCUGUAACGAGUCGUCAUAUAAUACAUAGAUAAUUUUAUUCAACGAGUUCAGGAAAUAUGCAAGUGAGCGGGCCUUUGGCGAGCUUACUUCGUCUUAGUUCCUAGACGAGUGUCAGAUACUUUUUAUCACACGCUUUUCCAGGAAACAUAGCAAAACCAACCAGCCUGUAUCACCUGCUCUAGUGAUUUGCCAAAUAUCACAAGGCAAUGACAUUUCCCGCGCUAUGCAUUACAGAAAUGUUGUACCCGGAAUAUUAUGAAAACACAGAUACAUCCGAUCGUUCUAUUUCUGUUCAUCCGCUUAUGAGACGUCAAAGUUUGGUUUGAUGGUCUGUCGCAUUUUUUUUCUUCCACGGCAUAACUUGUAAACUAUUGAAUGGAAUUUAUUUAAACUUCAUACGAUGUCAAAGCACAAUGAGAGGAAGUGAUUACAAGAACCAUAACUUCGAAGCAUAAUUUGAAAUUUGUUUCAGGUUUCGUUCCCUUCCCAAAAGUUGUUGGAAAGCCGUUUUUUGUUAUUGUUUUUUUCCAUUAGGUAAAUUAUUAUUGAGAUUUUCUCUGUUACCAAGGUCUAUGAAUUAUAUGCUUAGGAACACCAAAACAAUCAGUAUAACAUCACUGGUAUUGUUAAAAGCCCACAAACACUUCAUUUUCAACAUAAUCAAUAAUAAAAAAAUAUUUGUCAAGGCAAUAAAUAAGGUCUAGGAUUGGGGAAAAGAAAAAGGAUAGGUCGGGAAACCUGGAACAAACAUAAUAUUUUUAAACGCCUUAAUACAAAAUGAGAAAUUUUACUUGCUACAAAAUUGUCAAAUAAGCAAUACAAAAUCCAAUUAAUCUGUUACAAACAUGCGGAGUGAUAUAUGUUCUGACCAAUUGAAAUAGAGCAAUGCUAUUCAACACAUGGGUUAAACAGAAAAAUACGAGAUGGGCAUAUUAACCAGAAACCAGGUAUAGCAUGUGAUAAGAUCAUUUAAUUUUUUGGUCUCAUUAUUUAUUACUUUUAUUUUUACUUACAGUUAAUAUGAUUAUCUCAUUAUUAUCAUUAUUUAUUUUAUUUUAUUGUUUUUUAUUAUUAUCAUUAUUAUUAUAAUGGUUAUAGUAGUAGUAAUAAUAAUAAUAAUAAUAAUAAUAGUAAUAAUAAUAAUAAAUAAUAAUAAUAGUAACAAUUAUAAUUAUUAUUAAAUGUUACCGUUUUACUUGCUUCUUUAUUAUAAAUAAAUAUUCCAGAAGUGGCGAGUUCCAUUGAUCUUAACUUAUGCCCUAAAGUAUUCACGUAUACAUUAGUAUUUAUUUAGCUUUUGUGAAUAUAUUAAACUUAGUAUGUAGGAUCAUAUUCUAUAUAUCUGACAAUGAUGUAAGUUCUACCAACAUUCCUAUCUUCUAAUACUGUAUCUAGGUAUACAUCAUACUUGGAAGUCUCAGAGAAUAUGUCCAUCCUUUCAUUGUUCAUGUACUCUGUUGUUUAGAUAUUUGUCAUUUAAUUAUUUUGUCAAGUAUUGUAUGUGUUUAAACAUCUGUAUUUGUUUUAUGUAAUUGUUAAUAAAAUA
Molecule: messenger RNA, 6689 nt
Organism: Mya arenaria
Lineage: Eukaryota; Metazoa; Mollusca; Bivalvia; Myida; Myidae
Product: F-box/LRR-repeat protein 16-like
Exons: 3
Coding region: 230-1624 (464 amino acids)
Biological process (GO): SCF-dependent proteasomal ubiquitin-dependent protein catabolic process
Cellular component (GO): SCF ubiquitin ligase complex
Molecular function (GO): protein binding
Source: RefSeq, a predicted model, not a curated record